CAAGGGAAUCUGCCACCGUCCACCCCAUUCCCCGCCCCCGCCGCUUCCUCCUCCCCUUCCGCCCCCCUCGCCCAGAUCCGAAGCCAUUAAACGGAGCGCCAGUGGAUCUCUCCUCGGGGAGCGGCAGCGCCAUCGGCAUCGGGGCGGAGAGAGAGCCACCCAGCCAUGAGAUGGUAUGCAUCAGUAGCCUGAGGGCGUUGGUGCUGCGUGCGGCGGCGGGCGCGAGCAGGCGCCGGGGAUCCAGGGUCCUGUGCGGCCGGGCGGUGGAUGCGUGCGUGACGCCCCGCACGCGCGGGCACGGUUGGCGCGGGUUCCGGGCUGUGGCUGGCGCCAGGACCAAGAUGAUGCUCGACUCCUCCGACUCUGACCCCGCCUCGGCGGUGGGGCAGUUGCAGCUGCAGCGCCGCGCCGCGGCGGCCGGGGCCCAGCCGCAGGACGGAGGCGCCGGCGGCUACGCCAGUGGUGGGUGGCAGAGAGAAGACGGUAAACUGAAAUGUGGGUAUUCAAGUUUUAGAGGGAAAAGAGCCACAAUGGAGGAUUUCUAUGAUGUAAAACUUACUGAAGUUGAUGGACAGCCUGUUAGCCUAUUUGGUGUAUUUGAUGGUCACGGAGGGUCACGUGCUGCUGAGUAUUUGAAGGAACAUUUGUUCGAAAACCUUAUGAAACACCCCAAGUUCUUGACCGACACAAAGCUUGCUAUAAGUGAAACAUAUCAGAAAACAGAUUCAGAUUUCUUAGAAUCAGAAUCCAAUGCCUUCAGGGAUGAUGGUUCCACAGCAUCGACUGCGGUUUUAGUGGGUGGUCAUCUUUAUGUCGCAAAUGUUGGCGACUCCCGUGCUGUUAUUUCAAAAGCCGGCAAAGCUAUGGCACUCUCAGUAGAUCACAAACCUAACAGGACUGAUGAGCGUAAGAGAAUUGAAAAUGCUGGAGGUGUUGUCAUCUGGGCUGGUACUUGGAGGGUCGGUGGCGUACUGGCAAUGUCCCGUGCAUUCGGCAAUCGUCUACUGAAGCCAUUUGUGGUGGCAGAACCUGAAAUUCAGGAAGAAUUGGUCGAUGGAGAUUUGGAAAGCCUGGUUCUUGCCAGUGAUGGGCUUUGGGAUGCUGUAGAAAAUGAGGAAGCUGUUUCCCUUGCGAAAACAGAAGAUGUGCCAGAGUCAGCGGCGAGGAAACUCACGGAGAUUGCCUACUCUCGAGGCAGCGCCGACAACAUUACAUGCAUCGUGGUGCAGUUCCAGCAUGAUAAAACUGGAGGAUAAGAUGGACGACGUUUCUCUGCUUCAGGUUACUAUUAUUAUCCUGCAAGCCGAGUGGGCUUUCUCCCAGAUCUAUUGCUUGUGUAGCAACUGCUAAGGAUUGUUUCUAUUGAUUCUUUUCCUUUUGUGGGAGACUUUUGUUUUUGGAGAUUUGUAACUCGCAUAUUUGAAUUCAAUGCAUACUUAUUAAUUUCACCAUGUGUUCGCCAA
This is a messenger RNA of Brachypodium distachyon (stiff brome), 1463 nucleotides long. RefSeq names its product probable protein phosphatase 2C member 13, mitochondrial. The record is from RefSeq and is a predicted model, not a curated record. Gene Ontology annotation, biological process: protein dephosphorylation. Lineage: Eukaryota; Viridiplantae; Streptophyta; Magnoliopsida; Poales; Poaceae. The coding region runs from base 171 to 1256 and encodes 361 amino acids. Gene Ontology annotation, cellular component: cytosol; nucleus. The transcript is spliced from 8 exons. Gene Ontology annotation, molecular function: cation binding; protein serine/threonine phosphatase activity.